CGACGAAUCCUCCCCGCUCCUUCUUUUCCCCUUUUCUUUUCGGCAUCUCUAUCCCCUGUUCGCUUCCCCCGGUUGUUUGCGGUGUCUCUUGCUUCCCCCUUUGGGUUAUCCUGUCUCACCGUGAUGAGAAGGGGAGGCCUUACUAGACGGCUAUUGCUGCGCACACCGUCUUUUGCCAUCUGUUUGGCACCCCCGGUUCACGCGGGUGCGAGCAUCCUCACCGCAAUGAUGGAUCGAAGGAGAAGGAGCUGUCGGUGGCUGGGGGUGGGGGAGGGGGAGGGGGGGCUCACCAAGCUACAGAUGGAAUGGGAAGUUGGCCAGCAUCGUGAUGUGUUUGGGGGGGGCAUCGACGCUUGUCACUGCCCGCCGAUAUCGACACUACUGGAGACCUUUCUUAUGGAGUUGGGUCAUCCUCGUAUCUCCCAAGCAUGGCAAGUGCCUCGCUACCCCCCGGUAGACUCUUUAGUAUUGCGAUUUUGGGAGGACCUCCCCGAUAGUUUGCAAGUUAUUGUCCACCCAAGCGGUGUCCUCCCGAGACUAUCCCUCUCCCGCCCUGUCAACUCGGGUUGCAAAGCAAGGCCCUGCGCAGUGGGCUAGGCCCCUGAGACUAGGCUUCAUGAUUACUGACUCUCGUGCACUCUGAGCGAUGAGCAGACAAUAAUCGAUAAGGGCCUCAGCUUUCAAGCACAUAAAUAUAGAUAACCGGUUUUACCUCAAGCAUGGAUCGUGUU
Molecule: messenger RNA, 731 nt
Organism: Phialemonium atrogriseum
Lineage: Eukaryota; Fungi; Ascomycota; Sordariomycetes; Cephalothecales; Cephalothecaceae
Exons: 2
Coding region: 124-597 (157 amino acids)
Source: RefSeq, a predicted model, not a curated record